UGUCGUUCUUAGCUGCCAGUGGUGUUUUAUUUCACAUGUACAUUAACCGGCGUCUCAAAACUGGACCAGGAUCAGUCAGUGUCCACCACCGACUAACUGGAAAAGAAAUGCUGGACAUUACUUCACAAACUCUCUCUCACAUCUCAAAAACUGUGAAAUGGAACAACGAUAAAAGCCAGCUUUGAGUCAGUAUAUCCUAAAUCAACGGUUGUAUUGCGUUUUAUUGAGCUGCGACGGCGCUGGACGACAGGACGAGUGUGUAUGAAAAGUGAAAGACAAGCAGCGGUUCGUCGUGAGCGCGAGGGGUUUCCAGGAGAACGGGGGCGUCCCGCUGCUCGUGACGCGGAGAAGAAAGGAGCCUCGCGCUGCGCCGACGAGGGAGAAACCGCGCGGGAAAAGCCGCGUUCCACCGUCUCAAAGACGCUCGAGGUGAAAUGAAGGGCGUCUUAUUAGCGCUACAGCAACCAAACUGAAGAGCUUGAGCGAAUGGAGAAGAGCGUGCGACAAACACAGCGAGUCAAGGAUGUGUAGCGGGACACGGCGAGGAAGAGCCGCCUGAUCCUCUCCGUAACGGCCCACCACUCUGCGAUGGAGAAGUAUGAGAAGCUGGCCAAGAUUGGGGAAGGCUCCUACGGAGUGGUCUUCAAAUGUCGCCACCGAGACACGGGACAGAUCGUCGCCAUCAAGAAGUUUGUGGAGUCCGAGGAUGACCCGGUCAUCAAGAAAAUUGCGAUGAGGGAAAUCCGCAUGCUAAAGCAGCUGAAGCACGUCAAUCUGGUCAAUCUUCUGGAGGUGUUCAGGAGGAAACGGCGACUCCACCUUGUCUUCGAGUUCUGCGAGCAAACCGUUCUCAAUGAGCUGGACAAAUAUCCACGAGGGAUGCCUGAAGCUCAUCUGAAGAGUAUCGUUUGGCAGACGCUGCAGGCUGUCAACUUCUGUCAUAAACACAACUGUAUCCACCGUGAUGUGAAGCCUGAAAACAUCCUCCUGACCAAGACUGGGGUCAUCAAGUUGUGCGACUUUGGCUUUGCCAGGAUACUCACAGGUCCAGGGGACGACUAUACAGACUACGUGGCAACACGCUGGUACAGGGCCCCAGAGCUGCUUGUGGGGGACACUCAGUAUGGUCCACCAGUGGACGUGUGGGCCCUCGGCUGCGUCUUUGCUGAGCUUCUACAUGGAAACCCGCUCUGGCCGGGGAGGUCCGACGUGGACCAGCUGUACCUAAUCCGCAAAACCCUAGGUGAUCUAAUCCCCCGCCAUCAGCAGGUGUUUCGCUCCAAUGUCUUCUUCAGUGGUGUCAGUAUCCCUGAGCCAGACACCAUGGAACCCUUGGAAAAGCGAUUUCAUGAUGUGGCUCCCCAGGGUCUCAUGGUUUUGAAGUCCUGCCUGAUCAUGGACCCCUCCCUGCGGCUGUCCUGCGAGGAGUUGCUGGAGCUCCCGUACUUCCAGGAGGAAGGAGGUGGCAGCUGGGGGCGUGAGGGAGAACGUCCAGGAAGGCGGCACGACAAGGGACUGAGACGAAGGCAAGCUGGGCCACAGUACCUGCCCCAGCUGCCCAACAGUAAUGUCUCUCCUGUUCCCGAGGUUAAGAAGCAUGUUAAACACAGAUACGACCACCACCUGCCCAACAUCUAGACAGACAGAAGUCACUGAAAAGGAAGAGGGUUGCAGCAGUCCCAAACCUGGCCUAGAUUCACUGGGCAAUAGGAGUACACCCUGGAUGGGAUGCCAUUCCAUCGCAGAG
This is a messenger RNA of Scleropages formosus (Asian bonytongue), 1747 nucleotides long. RefSeq names its product cyclin-dependent kinase-like 1. Gene Ontology annotation, cellular component: nucleus. Gene Ontology annotation, biological process: protein phosphorylation. The transcript is spliced from 11 exons. Lineage: Eukaryota; Metazoa; Chordata; Actinopteri; Osteoglossiformes; Osteoglossidae. The record is from RefSeq and is a predicted model, not a curated record. Bases 589 to 1638 code for a protein of 349 amino acids. Gene Ontology annotation, molecular function: ATP binding; protein serine/threonine kinase activity.